AUGUCGAUGUCCGUUCAAGAUUGCGCCGGGGCCCGAGAGGGCUUCCCUCGACCAUUCCCCGAUACCCCCACCAAUGUUCUGCAGCAGUUCCAGAUGAAGGGGAAAGUAGUCAUCAUCACAGGUGCUGCAGAUGGUCUUGGAUAUGCUGUGGCCGAGUCUAUGGCUGAGGCCGGCGCCCAUGUCGCCCUAUGGUAUAACUCAAAUAAUGUUGCAAUUGAGAAGGCACAGAACCUGGCCAAAGAACAUAAUGUUAAAGCGUCCGCUUACAAGGUUGAUGUAUCCGAGUCCACACAGGUUCAGGAAACUAUCUCCAAGGUUGCUCAGGACUUUGGCAAGAUUGAUGUGUUCGUUGCCAAUGCCGGCAUGGCUAUCUCCAAGCCCAUCUUGGAGCAGACAUUGGACGAGUACCGCAAGCAGAUGUCCGUGAAUGUCGACGGCAUUGUUUAUUGUGCAAAAUACGCCGGCGAAGUGUUCUCCCGUCAAGGCCAUGGCAACCUCAUCAUUACCUCCAGCAUGAGUGGCCACGUCGUCAACGUCCCCGUUGACCAGCCCGUCUACAACGCCACGAAAGCCUACGUUACUCACUUUGGAAAAUCCCUCGCUCGUGAAUGGCGCGAGUUUGCGCGUGUCAACAUUGUAUCACCGGGAUUCUUCGACACCAAGAUGGGAGCGGGUCCGGAUUGUCUCCAAGAAGCGUAUCGGAUGUCCUCCCUUGGAAGACAGGGCCAUGUCAAGGAGAUCAAGGGCUUAUACCUGUAUCUGGCCAGUGAUGCAUCAAGUUACAUGACUGGUAGCGAUGUGCUCAUCGAUGGAGGAUAUGUGUUGCCGUGA
This is a messenger RNA of Penicillium brevicompactum, 831 nucleotides long. RefSeq names its product Glucose/ribitol dehydrogenase. Lineage: Eukaryota; Fungi; Ascomycota; Eurotiomycetes; Eurotiales; Aspergillaceae. Bases 1 to 831 code for a protein of 276 amino acids. Gene Ontology annotation, molecular function: oxidoreductase activity, acting on NAD(P)H, oxygen as acceptor. The record is from RefSeq and is a predicted model, not a curated record. The transcript is spliced from 5 exons. Gene Ontology annotation, cellular component: intracellular anatomical structure.